Molecule: messenger RNA, 969 nt
Organism: Zasmidium cellare ATCC 36951
Lineage: Eukaryota; Fungi; Ascomycota; Dothideomycetes; Mycosphaerellales; Mycosphaerellaceae
Exons: 2
Coding region: 1-969 (322 amino acids)
Source: RefSeq, a predicted model, not a curated record
AUGCGCCAGAAGCGUUCAAUUCCUGCUUUGCGACGUCUGCAGGCACUGCGAGUACAAGCUGAUGGAGGAAGGUGGUACAACGAAGAGGCUCUCGUCGACGUCGGCCCUUGCAAAGAUUGUGCGCUCUUCGGCCGAGAGGCUUGCCUUUUUGGCUGCGGCUGUUUUGAGGUACUGUUUGAUGCGCUGCUGGCUGGAGAGAAGCGCGCCUUCCUGCUGGCAAGAGCACAUUCGACUAUUGACGUACUCAUCAUGGCUAUCGUCACCACACAUGCAACCAGAAGCGGCGUUGAGGCACCAACAUACAGCUACUCGCCUCAGAUUCCGCCUUAUAACUGCGGCGUUGAGCUGCUGUCGGGGGACUGCAGCCAUGCUAUACAAUCGAUGUUCAUCGACCACAGGUCCGGUCUCAUAUCUACUGGUGGGUGCCAUGGAGGCCAGACGCCUUCUGUCUCAAGUGUUGUUCAGUCGGGAGAUCUGAGCCCGUCCCGGCUCACAGUCAACCCAUAUGUUCAGACCGACGGCUAUUUCACAUCGAUACAACCAAUGGAUGGCCAAAGAUCGGACUUGUUGGGCUGUGACUUCUGCUCUAGGGUCGUUACUACAACCGUGAUAACCAUCAUGACUGUGCCGUGGGAGUCGAGUGGAUUCCACACAACCAUUACUAGUGGCAUCACUAUCACGAAGUAUGUACUCGCCUAUUCAUCUACAACUUCAGGCGCAUUGCCGCCAAGUCUAACUGUUGGUCACGACCGGCCCUACACCAAUUCUUCUAUCCGUCCACCUUCCACUGCUCCGCCAUCUUUACACUCCUCGCUUUUACCGCUGUUCGAAGAUGGUACGGCUUCUGCGACAGCAGCAAGACCUCUCACCACCGACUUGUCUCGGUAUGGGAGCGCAGCUGUCGCGACGACAUACCCUCGACUUAUACUUGGAACUAUAGCGGGAGUCAUGGUCGUGUGGAUGAGCUGA